UUGUGCAGCCUGAAGAUUGCGGGCAUUCGUGUUGGUUUUACAUAAGGCUGAUUUAUAGUUUUUUUUACUUCAGGCAAGAUGGCGAUGCAAAAGAGGACAAACGUGCGACUUCCACCAGAAGUUAACCGCAUUUUGUAUGUCAGGAAUUUGCCUUACAAAAUCACAGCCGAAGAUUUGUAUGAUAUAUUUGGGAAGUAUGGUGCUAUCCGACAAGUGCGAUUAGGAGUUACUCAAGAAACACGAGGAACAGCUUAUGUUGUUUACGAAGAUAUAUUCGAUGCAAAGAAUGCGUGUGAUCAUUUGUCAGGCUUUAACGUCUGUAAUCGUUACUUGAUUGUCCUCUACUACCAACCCACCAAGAUGUUUCAAAAGAUGGAUAAAGAUAAAAAGAAGGACCAGAUCGAUAAGAUGAAAGCGAAAUAUGGUGUUAGUGCCACGCCUGAUAGGUAGUACUGUGAAAACUAACAACCAAUUUGCACAUUGUGAUAACAAAAAUAUUUGUUGUAAUAUUUUUGAAAAUUGCUGCAUGUACCGGAUAGGACACUUCAACUGACUUUUGACAAGAGAUGAGAACUAUUUAGUAGUUUAAAACCAGUGUAAAUAUAUUUUUAUCUCUGCGGAAAUAUAUGAUCUCUCGUA
Hydractinia symbiolongicarpus is the source of this 639-nucleotide messenger RNA. RefSeq names its product splicing factor 3B subunit 6-like. Bases 79 to 450 code for a protein of 123 amino acids. Lineage: Eukaryota; Metazoa; Cnidaria; Hydrozoa; Anthoathecata; Hydractiniidae. Gene Ontology annotation, cellular component: cytoplasm; ribonucleoprotein complex; nucleus. The transcript has 5 exons. The record is from RefSeq and is a predicted model, not a curated record. Gene Ontology annotation, molecular function: mRNA binding.